Molecule: messenger RNA, 8793 nt
Organism: Papaver somniferum (opium poppy)
Lineage: Eukaryota; Viridiplantae; Streptophyta; Magnoliopsida; Ranunculales; Papaveraceae
Exons: 4
Coding region: 5027-6514 (495 amino acids)
Source: RefSeq, a predicted model, not a curated record
ACUUUACCAUCGUCUUUUCCACGGUCAGAAACAAGUUUGAUCAACUUUCAUUUCUCUCUUGAACCACCGACACUACAUUCUCUGUCAAUCAAAACCAAAAAGAACCCUAUAUCUCUAUCAACCCUAAUCUAGCCCUACUUCUUAGCUUUCUCUUCAAUUGGUACCAUCUCACAUCAAGUUACCGUUAGAAGCAAGAUUUGAAGAGGCAUGGAGAUAAAUUAGAACGUUGUGAAAUGAGUAUUUUGAAGUUUGCAUCAAUUGUGAGUUUCGAGAACAUCAAUCCCCUAAAUUUUACAUUAUCCGUUGUAUGUACAGGGGGAAAUGGUGUACGAAAAAUAUAUAAAUAGGGGUUAUGUUUUGUAAUUGAAAAGGAGGCAGUGAGAGAAAGAGAAAGUCCUCUAAUUAGUUUCAUUUGUUCUUUGGGUUCUAAAAGAGAUCAGUUGAGAAACAAAUCAAUUGGGUUUUUGUUGCUUCAAUGAACUUAUCUAUAAUUGAAUCUCAUUUGUCUCCUGUUUUCAUUAUGUGCUAAUUUCUUAAGCUAGGGUUGAUAUGAAACCCUUAAUCUAUUGCUAGAUAUUCAUAUUUUGAUGUUGUUCUUGAUGUGCUUUACUGAAUUAGGAAAUGUUUAAUCUUUGCACUGCAAUAUAUAACUUACACCUAGUAUGUCAUGCAUCCUAGGUUGUUAGAACAAUUGUAUGUUGUUGUAUUAGCUCAUGUUAAAUUGAAUACAUUAAUCUGUGAUUGGAUGUGCUGUAAUAGGACAUCUAAUACUAGGGAUUAAUACCUUAGUUGCUGUUAAAUUGUCCACAUUGAGAUCCCUUUGAUGAAGCGAAAGACUCGUAUCUCCAUCGCUGAUUCAGUAUAUGGGAAAAGAACAACUUCAUUGUUGAAUAUCUAGUAUAGUUUGAGUGGUGAAAUCAACUACCCUAGUACCACCCAUCAACUGUUUUAAAGUCUUUUUUUUGUUGUCGCGUUUUACAUUUAAAUAUUUCUCAAAACAAACUAUUUCGUCAUUUCAACACUCACCCGGUUUAAAUUAGUAUAGUAGAACUUAGAAAUUCAACUUCACACCAACCAAGUCAUCGUAGGAUCGACCCGUAUUUGCCGUUAUCUAUUUUCUAGACACCGUGCGCUUGCGGUUUGUAAUUGUAGGUUUCUAAUCCUAUCAAGUUUUUGGCACCGUUGCCGGGGACUCGGUAGCGAUGUAGCUGAAGUUUCUGACGUUACUCUACUUUUUUUUUCGUAUAAUCUUGUACAUAUGUGUUUAUAUUGUUAGUAUAAUCUGUUUGUCUUCUUGCAUUUUGUUGUUCGUCUGCCAUCAGUUUAAACUUAGUCAUUUCUCCGCAUGUGUAAUAUAAUUUCCAUCUCAUCUUUUUAUGCAUUUUCUGUAGCCUGCUAAUGUAGUUGUAGCUUAGUCCUGUUACAUACCUUCAUCUAUUUAGUUUUUCUUUUAAUUUACUUGCAUCUGGCAUCAUAUCAUUCUAAAAAAAAUAAAAAAAAAUCAGUUGUUUUCCUUGACUCUCUUAGCUUACAGUAGUGUAGCUCAUUUGUUUAUAUGAUCCGCAUUCAGUAACUGUAGGUUUAACAUUUCAGUCUAUUUCAUUCCCAUAAACUGCAUAAUUGUUCAUCUUAUAUCUAGCUAAGUUGUCAGCAUCUGCCACCAAACUCAUUCUGCAGCUUUAGUUUGUAAUUUUGUAACUCAGUUGUGUUCUGUUAGGUUCCUUCGUUUUUGACGUUUUAAGUGUUUAACCAUCUGUAAAUCUCCAUCAGUAGCUUAGUCUUAUAGGAAAUCUGUAGGCCAUUGUAGUUUAACUGUUUAUCUUUACUCCAUCCGUAUAAACUUCAUCAUAUUUUUUGCAUUAGAUGUAGUUUUAAACUCUGUCAUAUAAUCUGCAUUGUUUUGUUAGUAUUACUCUUAGUUUUAAUUCAUCACUGCAUUUAGUUAAGUUUCUGUCAGUUCCUGUCACUUGCAUUUUUGUUUUUCUUCCAUUGCUAGUGCAACUUAGCUGUUAAAUCCAUCUAUAUAUCUUGCAUCGUGUUCCUGUUAAACUGCAGUAGUGUAGCUCAUUUGUUUAUAUGAUCCGCAUUCAGUAACUGUAGGUUUAACAUUUCAGUCUAUUUCAUUCCCAUAAACUGCAUAAUUGUUCAUCUUAUAUCUAGCUAAGUUGUCAGCAUCUGCCACCAAACUCAUUCUGCAGCUUUAGUUUGUAAUUUUGUAACUCAGUUGUGUUCUGUUAGGUUCCUUCGUUUUUGACGUAAGUGUUUAACCAUCUGUAAAUCUCCAUCAGUAGCUUAGUCUUAUAGGAAAUCUGUAGGCCAUUGUAGUUUAACUGUUUAUCUUUACUCCAUCCGUAUAAACUUCAUCAUAUUUUUUGCAUUAGAUGUAGUUUUAAACUCUGUCAUAUAAUCUGCAUUGUUUUGUUAGUAUUACUCUUAGUUUAAAUUCAUCACUGCAUUUAGUUAAGUUUCUGUCAGUUCCUGUCACUUGCAUUUUUGUUUUUCUUCCAUUGCUAGUGUAACUUAGCUGUUAAAUCCAUCUAUAUAUCUUGCAUCGUGUUCCUGUUAAAAUUUGUCGUCUCUUGCUGUAACUUAGUAGCAUCCUAGUUAUGUAGCAGCAUCUGUAAAUAUUAAAUUUUAAUCAUUUCAUCUCUGUCUCUUUUGACUUUGCUGAUAGCACCCUGGGUUGAAAGCAGUUUGAUCUAUUCUGCUCAUCUAUCUGUCGAGCAAAGUCACUGACGUGCUGUAGAUUCCUCUCACAGUUCAUCAUACUAAUUGCCUAUGCUGUCUUUUCCUUGCUUUAUCUGUCCAUUUUUGAGAAACUAAGACUUUCUGCUGAGUUAUCAGGUGCCUGCAAUACUGUUACGAGCAACAAGGAGGUGGAGAGGAAGGAGCAGCAUCAUACUCAAACCUCUUUUGCAAUUGUUAAACCAUGAUAGUCUGGCACGCUAGCUGACCUACUAAGCAUAAUUCUGCGAAGACUGAAAAACAUCUGCGUUUCGAAUUUGUAGUUUCACUGUGCACCUGUUAAUCUCAGCAGAACUCAUAUCUUUUUACAUUCGACGAUUAUCACACGUCUUUCUUUCCCUGCUCAGUAUUAGUGUUGAUAUAUCCUUGCUUCAGCUGUAUAAUUCUGAGUACUGAAAUUCUUUUUUGAGUAACCAGGUGCCUGCAAAAUUGGAUCGAGCCACGGACAAGGAGAAAAAGGAGCAGAACAAUCUGUGGAAAUGCCUAAACCUGGUUUAAUACCAGCGGUAUCGUAUUCUCAAACUUGAAGUUCUGACUUGAAUAGUGAUAGGUAGUAAAUAAAGCUUGGAUCCUUAGAAGAGGAGAUAAGGAGCAGAGAAAUGGUGGCCAGAGACAACCAGGAACAAAUUGGCAUGGAGAGUGAAGGAAAAGUAUCACACAAAAGUUGCGCAAUCCGCUUGGCUGAACCAAAUGGUGGGCUUGGAAGAAAAAUUAUCGAAAGACCCAAUACCUUAGCCCACUUCCAUCUCUAAACAUCAAGCUUGAUGCUCCUGCGCAACACCCAGCAACACUUCCACACGGUACACCAAUAAUCGAUGUAACUGCUCGACACCGAAUCACCUCAUCUUUUCUAUUCAAUUUCACUAAUCGACCAGAAACCUAACUCCAUCUUCCCCAUAUCUGUGUACUCAACCACCACCAUUCUCACCCUCUCCAUGUACUCCAUCUCCCAUCUGAAGCCAACCCCUCUUUGUACAUGAUCUGCCUUCACCAUCAAUACCAAUCAAACCAUGUCUCUCCCUCAUCCUAUUUUAUCUCAAACAGUAACCCUAGCUAGGGAAAUUCAUAGGUUGAGUAAAAUUGUACCAUUCAAGGAAGAGAAGAAAUCUGAAAUUGUCAAAGUAAAGUGAAGAUUUCCGUAUGAAAUCAGUUUGAAGAUUCUCAAUUCCAGUAUGGUAUGUGAUGUCAAUGGAGCAGUUGAAGGCAAUGGAGUAUCUGUUGUAUUUGGUACCUGCGAUAUUGUUGUGCAAUCCAAGGAAAAGCAGAAAAAGGAGCAGGACAAAUUGUUGUAGUGCCUAAACCCGGUUUAUACCGGCGGUAUUGUAUCUCAACCCUUGUUUUACCCGAAGAUUGUGUGAGUGGUAUAUCAUAUUUGACUGAUAAAACUAGUUGAUUUACAUAACCCUGUCAAAACCCCUACAUCGUAUAACCACUUUGCAUGAUCCUGUGACACUUGAGUAACUUAUUUGCUAUUGAAUUGUUAUUUCACUGUGCUUAUCAUCUCUGCAAAAGUUCUGUGUCUGUGUGCCUGAGUCCGCGAAUCUGUUUAUCAUAAGCUUCAUCUUUCGCCCGACUUUUGUACUUGUUGAUAUUUCUGGGUGUUAUAACAUGUUGAAUGGUGUGUCUGCUGGGAUAUGAUUGUUUCUUUUCGUGACCAAACUAACCGUCUAGUUAGGAUUCAGCGAGAGGACAUAGUCGAAAUCCCCAUUUCUGUAGUAGAUACACCUGUCCAAGUUGAGAAAAUGGGUGAUGAUAUCAGUCGGCCCCGUACUCUCCAUGAGUACAUGUAUCCCACAAGAACAAGUCAGUUAUCAUGUAUUGUCUUACCCCAGACUGAUGGUCCAUUUGAAUUGGAUGCAAGCAUGAUACAAAUGCUUCCAAUAUUUCGAGGGGUUGAAUCUGAAAACCCCUAUCAUCAUGUUAGAGAGUUUGAACAAAUCUGUCGGACUAUGCAGUUUGAAAAUAUGUCCGAGGACUCUCUAAAGUUGUGUUUGUUUACGUUUUCGUUAAAAGAAAGUGCCAAAUCAUGGUUUUACCGUCUGAGACCGUAGUCAAUCACUUGGGACCAACUCACAACAAAAAAUUUCAAAAAGUUCUUUCCAUAUCAUAGAAUCAUCAGCAUUCGUCAAAGUAUUAAUUGUUUUGUCCAGUUAAAUGGAGAAACACUUUUUCAUUACUUUGAACGGUUUAAUGAUUUAUUGUUUGAGUGUCCUCACCAUGGCUUUGAGAAGUGGAGACUGGUCGCAAUUCUUAUGAAGGAUUAGACUUUAAUUCUCGAGUCAUGGUUGAGUCUAUGUGUAAUGGUGAAUUCAUUGAUAAAACUGUGGAUGAUGCAUGGUCAUUUUUAGCUGAACUAGCAGAACAAACCCAUCAAUGGGAACCCAUUAGGGAAACCAUGAUACUAUCACAUGAUAUGGGUAACUCCCAUGAGUUAGAGUCUGAUUUUGACUCUAAUACAAACAUGAAUUGCAUGACUAGGAGAGUCGAAGCUCUAGAAAAAUGUAGAAAUGCAAAUGUUAUUGUCCCUAGGUCCUGUACCCAAACUGAACUCCAUGUUUGUAUGUCGUGUGAUAGCUCAGAUCAUUUGAUUGAAAACUGCCCUGAAUUGCAUGGCCUGAGGCAAUCUAGAACACAUCAUGUUGAUGCUCUCUAUGACACACAAGACACCCACUCACAGACUUGCACUCCAGAAUGGAAAAAUCCCUGUUACAAUGAUGAUGAUGAAUUAAAUUUUGAAAAUAGUGUGUCCAGUCCUACUCGUGCAACUGAAAAUGAAUAUGAACCUCAUGUAGAGAAAAAUGAGUGGACUAAGGACAUCAAAGCUGUUAAUAGGGAAGAGUAUGUGGAUUACUCUGAUUAUGAUAUGAGGUUAGAGGAUCUAGUUCUGCAUGAAGAUUCAAUUUUGGAGUCAUGUGACUCUAAAUUGUUAGACCAUAGUGUAGAGACCUCCAUUGAUAAUGUCUCUUCUAAUGUUGAUAUUCAUCGCAAUCAAUAUCCUGAUGAUUUUGGUACUGAUUUGGGUCUUGUGCAAUUGUUUUGUGAAAGUGAGCAUGUUACACAACUUGUUUGUCACUUAGGGAAUGCUGAAUUUUUUGUCGACACCAAUGAUAAUAUGCAUGAAAAUAACUUUGAUGUGUCUGAUUCCCUGCCUAGGUUACAACAUGAUGUUUCUUCUGGUUUCCUUAUGCAUGAGACUGAAAUUUUUGAUGAUGAUGAUUCUGAGUUGGGAUUUGUUGGUUUGUUCAAUGAAUAUGAGCAUGAUAUUGCACUUGUUUCUGACUUAGGGAGUGUUGAAUCGUGUAAUGAUACAGAUGAAAAUAACCUAGACAGAUUUGAUUCCCUGCUUAAGUCACAACAUGAUUGCCUUAAUGUCGGCCGAGAGCAUAUUAAACCCACUUUGUGGACAGUUCCAAGCCUUGGGUUAGAUUUAUGUGCUUCACAAGUCCUCUUGGACUAUUUUUCGGCAAAAUAUGAUACCUUUGAGGAGCCACGGUUGGAAUGUGUAUCUCUGCCCGUCCCUUACAAUGUCCACUAUGAAUUAGACCUUGUGCAUAAUGCACCCCUGAAAUUGGUAGAUUUUGUGUCCAAAAGUAUCUCUGUUGAAAAAUCCAGGUUUAGGGGUGGCACAUUUGGUUUUGCAGUCUUACUUGCACUUUCAUGUUACAUAUGUGUAAGAUUGUUGAUGUUUAUCCAUGUCAUUGUUUGGGUUGAUCCUCAACUUUUUAGGCUAUAUAUAUAUGGUGAAUUUUCUUUGUAUAUAAUCCAGUAGGUAUAUGUUCAAUUUCUCUAUCUCGAGUCAGUCGAGUCUUAUUUCUCUUUUCUUGUAUAUAUUGUGCUAAUCCAAUAUGCUAUCAGCUGAGCUCUUGUUGGAUUCUAGCAUUGAAUAAUGGAGUUCAAAACUUGCUUUCGUCGACAUCCGGUAAUAUCUUUCCUUUUCUCUACUUAGCAUGGUUCUCAUGGUAUGUUGCAGUUAUAAUUUUGUUUAUCUUUAGAAACAUUGAGGACAAUGUUUAGUCUAGGUUUGGGGGUGAAUAGUAGAUACCAUGUUACUGUCACUGUCUUAUAAUUGAAUCUGAACUCUGCCCUAAAAAAAUGAAUAAAUAGUUGAGCUCAUCUAUAUUGAUCUGUGAUGCCUGCACAUAUCUACUAUAUUAGGGUUCUCGAUCUAGAUGAUGAGGCACUCGUUUGAUAACUUUCUGAUUCUAGCACUACAACAUGUGAGUUCGAUUUAUAUUUUUUUGAAACUUUUUGAACAUGUGAUCUGAAAUGCACUUGCACGUUCUAUCAAGCAUGUAUAGCGUCUGAUUUGCAUAAUCCGGUAGACUGCCAGUCAUCUAGAAUACCGAUGUUGCCUCUUGUUAUAAUGUUAUUGUAAUGUAUCUUUUUGUUUUAUGAAAAGUCGUAUCGUCGUUGUAUCAUCUUGUCUUCGUGACUCCUUAUUACAAAAAAAAAAAAGGAAAAGAAAAGAAAAAAAUACAGAAAGCUUCGAAGCAAAAAGAAAAGAAAAAAAAGAAAGAAAAAUCAGAAAAUAGUCAAUGUAAAUGUAAAUGUAAAGAAAAAAAAAGAAAGAAAAUAAAGAAUUGAUCCAUAAAGUCAGUAUUUCUUGCUUCAAAGUUGUCAAUGUAAAUAAUCAGUCAAUGAGUAUGUUGUAAUUAGUCUUUGCAUUUGUAUUGUAAAUAGUCUUGUAAUAAGCAAAGUGGGGGUGUAGCUAGCUUGCCUUUGAAUCGGUUCAACUAUCUCUUAGUAUUGGCAGUCAUGACUUAGGUUGAUAAAUCAGUUUCUAUGCAUGCUCAUGAUAGAAUUACACUGUACACUCUUAUCGCAUAUUAACUAUUCGAACUCUUGGAUUUCAAAAUAUUUUUUGUGCUGGAAUCAGUGUGUGUCACUUGUACCCUUGAAAGCUAGAUUGACAUAUCCAUUUUGUUGUGAACUAAUCUCAGAAUUGCAGGUGACACAGUUCAUACAAAGCGAGCUCUCUUUUGACCUAGAAAUUUGUGGGUAUGUUCUAAGCAAACCCUCACGAGACUUCAACUCGUCCACUAGAGACACUUAGUGGUUUAAAAGGCUUAUUGCAUUCGCUAAAUGCAAUCGAGAGACCAGCGACAGUGGUAUAGGUAGUAAAUAAAGCUUGGAUCCUUAGAAGAGGAGAUAAGGAGCAGAGAAAUGGUGGCCAGAGACAACCAGGAACAAAUUGGCAUGGAGAGUGAAGGAAAAGUAUCACACAAAAUUUGCGCAAUCCGCUUGGCUGAACCAAAUGGUGGGCUUGGAAGAAAAAUUAUCGAAAGACCCAAUACCUUAGCCCACUUCCAUCUCUAAACAUCAAGCUUGAUGCUCCUACGCAACACCCAGCAACACUUCCACACGGUACACCAAUAAUCGAUGUAACUGCUCGACACCGAAUCACCUCAUCUUUUCUAUUCAAUUUCACUAAUCGACCAGAAAACUAACUCUAUCUUCCCCAUAUCUGUGUACUCAACCACCACCAUUCUCACCCUCUCCAUGUACUCCAUCUCCCAUCUGAAGCCAACCCCUCUUUGUACAUGAUCUGCCUUCACCAUCAAUACCAAUCAAACCAUCUCUCUCCCUCAUCCUAUUUUAUCUCAAACAGUAACCCUAGAUAGGGAAAUUCAUAGGUUGAGUAAAAUUGUACCAUUCAAGGAAGAGAAGAAAUAUGAAAUUGUCAAAGUAAAGUGAAGAUUUCUGUAUGAAAUCAGUUUGAAGAUUCUCAAUUCCACUAUGGUAUGUGAUGUCAAUGGAGCAGUUGAAGGAAAUGGAGUAUCUGUUGUAUUUGGUGAGUGAUUGACAUCUCAAUUCCCUAAUUUCAAACUCUAAAUUUCAGUUUUGCUGUUGAGAAAUUAGAACCCAAUUUUGGGUGAAAUUGGUGUAUAAAUAGAGAGGGGUUUGUGAUGUAAAAUACAUGCCCGGAGUAGCCGGUACACCAAGCUCUAGUAGUAAUUUAGGUUUUCUAUCUUCAACACUUUCAAUGUUUAAUUUUCUCUUUGGGUUUAGAUGAAACCCCUAAAUAAAUAGAUUAUCUUUUUUUGAUUU